ACGUGAUAUCCCUUUUUUCCUUCUUGCGUAUCAGUCCAUCGCGUCUUUUAGAGAGCGAUACUCGACCCGGAGGUGUAACGUUAACGGCGAACCGCUCCGGGGAUUGUCAGUGAAGCACCAUGGACGGCAGGAGCUACGGUUCAGGUUACUCCAGCUGGGGAGGCAGCGGCUCAGGAAGCAGAAGUUCUGGUGGCUUCGACCUCUAUGGGGGGGGCUACAAAGGCUCUGUGUCGGGGCUCGGUGGCUACGGGGGAGGAGGAGGCCACAUGAAGAGGGGUCUCUCCGGAGCGUCGCUGCUCUCGUCCACCGGCACAAACGCAGACGCCGUCAUCGCCAAGAUUAACCAGCGCCUGGACAUGCUGACUCAGCUGGAGGGGGGGCUGAAAGGGACUCGUGGCGACCGGUAUGACCACUACGAGUCAUUCGACUCGCGCGCCUCCGCCCUCCCCUCCUCACGAGAUCUCUACAGAUCUGGCGGCGGUAGCUAUGGUUACGGCGGUGAUGGCCGCGAGGACAACAUGCUGCUGGGUCAGCGAGGAGGCUCUGGCUUCGGAGGGGGAAUUGGGAUGGGCGGGGGGGUUGGAGGAGGAGGUGGAGGAGGAGGCUUUGACAGCCCCUCCUCUUCCUAUGGAGUCGCUAAGAUGCGACAGAAUAUGAGGGAGACCUUCAGCAGUGGCCAGGGUGGAGGCUCUGGAGGUGGAGGAUGGCCCGCAGCAGGCCGACGCUCCCCCCGAAGGGGUGGAAGUGCCGGGGGUCGAGGAGCUGGUGGUGGUGGAGGAGGAGGAGGAGGGUUUGUAAGCCACAGGUCCGAGCCCACUCCUCUAGGCGGAGGCGGGCGGGGGGGCGGCGGGCACCGCGGCCGCCCCCCCGGAGGUGGUAGAGGAAAGCUCCCAUCCCUCCUGUCCAACCGCAUGUACCCUGAGAGCGGGGGCUUCCACCAGGGUUCCACUCGAGGGCCCCACGACUUCCCCGGGAGGCACUUUGGAGGGGGCCCCCGGGCCGGCCGCCAGCGGGGCCGCAAGAGACCCCUCAACAAACAGGUGAAGCCACCGCAGGACGUCCAGAAGAAGAGGAAGCAGUCGCUCACAGAGGCCGACGAGCCCGAGUCCAAGAUGAACCGCACGGAGGAGGCCGACGCACCUCAGGAGCCAGCAGAGAACAACGGGGACGACAGUGAACCAAAGACAGAGACGGAUCCUGCUGCAGACAAAGACUCGCCCAAACAGGAGGAGAAGGCGACAACGACGACGAGUGUUCUGGACAAACACAACCCGACCCAAAUACAGGACAAGAUGCCCAAGAUGAGGAAGAGGCGGGGCUUCCUGGAGAGGGUGAUGUUCGCCUGCUCUGUCUGUAAGUUCCGCUCCUUCUACAAGGAGGAGAUGGAGACUCACCUGGACAGUCGCUUCCAUAAGGACCACUUCAAGUUCCUGUGUGGCCAGCUGUCCAAGCCCACCACGGACUUCCUGCAGGAGUAUCUGCAGAACAAGUUCAAGAAGACGGACUACAGAGUCGGGCAGCUGGAGAACCACAGCGCUGCUAUCUGCCAGGUGUACAGAGAGCAGGACCUCACCAGAGAGCUCGGCAUGGAGCACUUCAUGAGGAAGGUGGAGGCAGCCCACUGCGCCGCCUGCGACCUCUUCAUCCCCAUGCAGCCCCACCUGAUCCAGAAACACAUCAAGUCUCCGGACCACAACUACAACCGCAAGGGGAUGAUGGAGCAGUCAAAGAGAGCCAGUCUGUCCGUGGCUCGCAGCAUCCUCAACCACAAGCUCAUAGGCAAGAAGCUGGAGAGCUACCUCAAGGGAGAAAACCCGUUCACCGGUAACCAUGACGACCAGGAUGCAGAGGACUCCAUGGUGAUGGAUGUGUCUGAGCUGGAGUUAAGCAGCGAGGCAGCAGACGGCCAGGCGGAGCAGGUGGAGAAGGUGGAGAAGGCGGUGGUUGAAGAGGAGUCGGCUCAAGCUGAAGAAGCAGCAACAACAGAGAGGACAACCACGACGACAGCAGGAGAGGAGGAGAAGAUGGAGGAGGGAGAAGAAGAGCAGAGGAACGAGGAAGAGGAGGAAGGCUUUGAGGUCGGAGAGGAGGACGAAGGAUACGCAGUCCACGAUGAGAUCGGUGAGGAAGGAAUACAGGAGGAGGAGGAAGAGGAAGGAGUCGAGGUAGCAGAAGGAGAGGAAGAGCUGCAGCAGGAGGAAAAUAAUGAUUAAUGACUUUAUCAGCGCCAAUGUCUGUCUGGACCAGGAACCCCCCCCAGUUCACCCAGUCUCAUUACCAACAACUUCACAAACCAUCAUUUCUCAGAUCUCGCCUCCUUUUGUAUUUCUUCUUAACGGACUUAGAACCACCUUUUAGUGAAAAACUGUUUAUUGUUAGCCAUAAAGAGUGUAAAUAAAGUCCUCAAAUAGUCAGUGACAUCGUGUUUCCAGUCUGAUCGCUGAUGUCACAUCGUAAACAACCAACCAGUGUUUAGAGCAGCAGGAGGAGCUAGUAGUGUUAGCAGCUAGUUCACUUCAGGCUCUACUCAGUGAAAACGAGUGUUGGUUGGUGGGAGUUUGAUAAUCCACUGCCCCCCCCCCCCCAUUCACAGGAAGUCCAACCUUUAAUCUUUGGUUUUUUUUGUGCCUUUUGUUGAAAGUAUUUUGAAUUUUUAUUUGUCUUAGUAGAGUGAUUUGUAUCAGAUGAGUGACAUCACCGUCUGUUCGAUUAAGAAUGACACUUAGAAGUGACAUCAUUGUUUCACUGAGAAAUAAAACUGUUCAGCAAAUCUGA
Molecule: messenger RNA, 2775 nt
Organism: Pungitius pungitius (ninespine stickleback)
Lineage: Eukaryota; Metazoa; Chordata; Actinopteri; Perciformes; Gasterosteidae
Gene: akap8l
Product: A kinase (PRKA) anchor protein 8-like
Exons: 13
Coding region: 120-2213 (697 amino acids)
Cellular component (GO): nucleus
Molecular function (GO): DNA binding
Source: RefSeq, a predicted model, not a curated record